Molecule: messenger RNA, 2223 nt
Organism: Morchella importuna
Lineage: Eukaryota; Fungi; Ascomycota; Pezizomycetes; Pezizales; Morchellaceae
Exons: 4
Coding region: 1-2223 (740 amino acids)
Biological process (GO): ATP synthesis coupled electron transport
Cellular component (GO): membrane
Molecular function (GO): iron-sulfur cluster binding; NADH dehydrogenase (ubiquinone) activity
Source: RefSeq, a predicted model, not a curated record
AUGAUGCGACAGAAAUUAUUACGGAGUGCGAAGCCCACGGCUGGCCGACUUCUCACUAAUUGCCCCGCGCAGAGAUCAUUCGCUGCCACCGCCCGAGCCUCCGCCGAGGUCGAGGUCACCAUCGAUGGGAAAAAAAUCAUGAUCGAGCAGGGUUCGGCAUUGAUCCAAGCUUGUGAGAAAGCCGGAGUUACCAUCCCCCGGUACUGCUACCAUGAAAAACUCAUGAUUGCUGGUAACUGUCGUAUGUGCUUGGUCGAGGUAGAAAGAGUGCCCAAGCCGGCUGCCUCAUGUGCAUGGCCUGUUCAAGCCGGCAUGGUAGUUAAGACUAACACUCCCCUCGUUCACAAAGCCCGCGAAGGCGUGAUGGAGUUCCUCCUUGCCAACCACCCUCUCGACUGCCCUAUUUGCGACCAGGGUGGUGAAUGCGACCUCCAGGAUCAGUCCAUGCGUUACGGAGGCGACCGCGGUCGUUUCCACGAGAUUGGAGGAAAGCGUGCUGUUGAGGAUAAGAACAUUGGUCCUCUUAUCAAGACCUCGAUGAACAGAUGUAUUCACUGCACCCGUUGCAUCAGAUUCGCGAACGAUGUUGCCGGUGCCCCGGAGCUAGGAUCUACAGGAAGAGGAAACGAUAUGCAGAUCGGCACCUACCUCGAGAAGAACCUCGACUCUGAGCUUUCCGGAAACGUCAUUGACCUUUGCCCCGUCGGUGCCCUCACCUCAAAGCCAUAUGCCUUCCGUGCUCGUCCCUGGGAACUCAAGCCCGUCGAGUCCAUUGACGUCCUUGACGCUCUUGGCUCUGCCAUCCGUGUCGAUGCUCGUGGCCUUGAGGUGAUGCGUGUGAUCCCCCGUCUUAAUGACGACGUCAACGAGGAAUGGAUUAACGACAAGACCCGUUUCGCUUGCGAUGGUCUCAAAACCCAGCGUUUGACAAUGCCUCUGAUCCGUCGCGAUGACAAAUUCCUUCCUGCCACCUGGGAGCAAGUUCUUGGAGAGAUCCACGAAGCUCACCAGCGCCUCGCCCCUAAGGGAAAUGAGUUCAAGGCUAUUGCCGGACAUCUCAUCGAAGCUGAGUCCCUCGUCGCCCUCAAGGACCUUGCUAACAAGCUCGGCUCCGAGAACUUGACUCUCGACCAGCCCCAAGGAAACCUCCCUCCUGCCCACGGCGUUGAUAUCCGCAGCAACUACCUCUUCAACUCCCGCAUUAGUGGAAUCGAGGAGGCUGAUGCCAUUCUCUUGGUUGGAACUAACCCACGCCACGAGGCAGCAGUGCUCAACGCCCGCAUUCGUAAGCAGUGGCUACGUUCCGACCUCGAGAUUGGUCUCGUCGGCGAACAGUUUGAGGGAACCUUCGAGUACGAGCAUCUCGGCCAGGACGCUGCAGCGCUCAAGAAGACACUCGCCGGCCCCUUCGGCAAGAAGCUUCUCAACGCCAAGAGACCCAUGAUCAUUGUCGGCUCCGGUGUCACCGAGCACCAGGACGGCAGGGCCAUGUACGAAACCAUAGGUACCUUCCUUGACAAGAACAGCUCGAAGUUCCUUACUCCCGAAUGGAACGGUUACAACAUUCUCCAGCGUGCCGCAUCACGCUCUGCAGCCUACGAUAUCGGUUUCGUCCCACCAUCCCCAGAGACCGCCAAGACCACUCCCAAGAUGGUCUGGCUCCUUGGUGCCGACGAGAUUACCGAGGCAGAUAUCCCCAAGGGUGCGUUCGUCAUCUACCAGGGCCACCACGGAGACAUUGGAGCCCAGUUCGCCGACGUCGUUCUCCCCGGUGCAGCAUACACCGAGAAGAGCGGCACCUACGUCAACACCGAGGGAAGAGUUCAGCUUACUAGGGCCGCCACCGGCCUGCCCGGCGUUGCUCGCGAGGACUGGAAGAUCGUCCGCGCCACCGCAGAGGCACUCGGCGUAAACCUUGGCUACGACGACCUGAGCACUCUGAGGUCAAGGAUGGAGCAGAUCAGCCCUGCACUUACAAGAUACGACAUUGUUGAGGACACAUCAAUGAGCGCACAGGGUAUCAAGGUUGGACUUGUAGAGGCGAACAAGGGCGCGCCAGUAACGGGUGGCGUCAUGAGGAAGGUGAUAGAGAACUUUUACUUCACGGACGUCAUCUCUAGAAGCUCACCGACAAUGUCGAGGUGCUCGGCAGCAAAGAUGUCGAAAGCAGGUGUAGAGGCGGACCCAGCACCGGGUGAUGCUGCGUACGCUGCUAGCGGCUAG